AUAAGGUAGUUUGUACAAGGAUUAAUAUUACACAAUCAAAAAUUCACUUUGACUUUGAACUCAACGGUUGGAUUAGAAUACAACACUCUUACUUCAGUUAAUAUCAGAGUUGCUGGGAACACAAGGCUUGCUGCACUCGUGAUUUGUUUGCUUUUCAACAGAAUCUGACGCAAUUUGCUCUCAACAUGGAGUGUCUUGAAUGGAAAAAUAGGUUCCAGGUCGCGUACGUUCUGAGUAUCAUUAUCAUCCUAUCAUGUCCAAUUAACGAUGGCGCUAAUAUUUUGGUUGUUCCGAUUGAAGGUAGUCAUUGGGUCAAUAUGAAAAUUCUAAUCGAAGAGCUGAAACUUCAUGGUCAUGAUAUCAGUGUGCUAUUUUUCUCAACAUCUUGGUACAUCAAAGAAAGGCCAGAUCUAUAUCAAUCCAUUGUGGUUGAAAUGCAAGGAUUCCUUAAACAAAGUUCAAAUGAAGAAUUUAUAGCACAAUUUGUACAAAAUAUACUAGAAGCCAUGAAGAAUGAAUCAACAUUAUGGACUUUUGUGAAGUUCCAAUAUGAUGUGUCUGCAUUUCUGCACAUGUGUCAUAGUUGGGCUAAAGAAUUUAACACUGCAGUUUUUGAAAACAAAACUUUGUUAAAACGACUUGGAAGUGCAAACUUUGACUUAAUACUCACUGAUCCCGUUUUUGCAACAGGUGCAAUGCUGGCAUAUUAUUUAAAACUCCCCUUGGUAUAUAAUGUUCGUUCACUUAGCAGUGGAGAAGCUCAUUUUCGAAUUGCCCCAUCACCACUGUCCUAUGUGCCAAUCCUUGGCUCACGAUUGACAGAUAAAAUGAGUUUUCUCCAAAGAACACAAAAUGUCAUCAUAAGUCAUGUUCAACUAUGGGUUACAGAAUUUAUUGUUCACCCAAUUUACAAUGAACUCUGCCAUCGUUAUCUGGGCCCAGACAUACACAUCGAGACUAUUCUUCAAAGGGCAGAUGUAUGGCUGAUGAGAAUAGAUUUUACAUUUGAAUUCCCGAGACCCACCAUGCCAAAUAUUGUUUAUAUCGGAGGAUUCCAGUGUAAACCAUCCAAGCCUUUACCUCUAGAGUUUGCAGAAUUUGUCCAGUCCUCAGGGGAACAUGGGAUUAUUGUCAUGUCACUGGGGACCAUUGUUAGCUCUUUGCCAAUGCAUAUUACAAUGCAAAUAGCAGAGGCCUUUGCUCAAGUACCUCAGAAAGUUAUCUGGAGAUAUGAUGGAAAUAUCCCUCCCAACAUAGGAAAUAAUACACUACUGGCAAAAUGGAUCCCUCAGAAUGAUCUACUCGGGCACCCAAAGACACGAGCCUUUAUUGCUCACGGUGGCACCAAUGGAGUUUAUGAAGCCAUCUAUCAUGGGGUGCCAGUAGUUGGAAUGCCAUUGAUUUUUGACCAGUUUGAUAAUUUACUCCGACUUGAAAUCCGAGGUGCAGCAAAAGUGAUUAAUGUUGCAACCAUGCGGUCAACAGAUCUAUUGCAGGCACUGAAUGAGGUUAUACAUAACACCUCUUAUCGGGAGAACAUGCAAAAACUCUCUGCACUGCACAGAGACCAACCCGAGACUCCGAUGGAGAGAGCUAUUUUCUGGAUUGAGUAUGUUGCUCGACACAAAGGGGCAGCACAUUUACGCUCGGAGUCUUACCAACUCCCCUGGUACAUUUACUAUAGUGUAGAUGUGAUGAUCUUCCUGCUGUCACUGUUCAUUAUGAUUGCAGUGGUGGCAGUCCUACUAUUGAAGAAUUUAUGUAAAAUCGCUUGGAAGAGAAAACAAAAAACUCACUGAAAUUUAUGCUUUUGAAUUGUGUAAGGGACAUUCUUGUAUAGACAGCAUGUGGCUGUCUUUUGGCAAAGUCUUACAUUUUUUGGCUUAUGUUUGAAAACAGCAGUCCUUUGAAUAGAUGGUAGCAGAGAAAUUCUGUGUUUACAUCAUGAAGAACAUAAUAUGAGUGUUAUUCAAAAUUUGUUCUCAAAUUAGGUAACUUGUAAUGAAAAAAACAUUAAACAAGAACAUGGAACUGCUGAGGUGCCCUGAGAAGACCUGAGUAGAGAAGUCCUUUCCUUCUAAAUUCAAUCCAUUCACUCAUUCAUCGGGCAGUCAACAUGCUUGCAAGAUUAACCAUAUCCAGUGGGAUGUGUGGGAUCUGAGAUGAUGACAUCAUUGUAAUGUUACAGGUCUACUAAACUAGAGGCAUAUGAGCCUUACCAGUCUAAUGUCCUGAUGACAUGUUCAAAUCCAACAACAGUUCCUGAUGUAAUUUCCAAUGUUUAAAAUUGAAAGCCAAUAUCAAUAUCUUGAAACUGUCUUUGAUUUGCACAAAAACCCAUCUCAUAUCCUGUAGGGAAGGAAAUCUGCCGACCCUACUGGACUGAUCUACAUGUGACCGCAAAACUGAAGAAAAGUAUUUGACUGUUAACUAAGUUCUGAAAUGGUCUAACAAGCUAUUCAGUUCAAGGGCAACUGGGGAUGAGCAACAAUUAAUGGCCUUGUCAGUUACACAUCCUGUGGAAGAUUAAAUUGGUUACUUUGUUGUGUUGGUCAUAUUCUGAUAGGUUGAAACUAAAUUUUGAUUACUGAAAGACUUUAAUGUGCAACAGGCAUUAUCAACUGUUUUCAAUGACACUGCUGUGGGCUCUACGUAGUGCUACAUCAUGAGGUGCCAAAAACCAUUGAAAUGUAUAAAAAUGUUGGGCAAAACAAAACAAAAUGUUAAUUCUUAGAACCAUGCGUCCUUCAGUUUAUUGCUGCAAAGACAAGGAAUAUUCUGCACUUAGCAUCAGUUUUUCAUUACUGUUUAGAACUGACAUUCAACUGAUCAUAAAUAAAAACGGAACGGACUGUGGAUACUAUAAAUCAGGAACAAAAACAGAAGUUGCUGGAAUCUCAGCAGGUCUGGCAGCAUCUGUGAAGAAAAAAUCAAAGUUAACAUUUCAGGUCUGGUGACUGAAGAACUGAUGGCAGCUGGGAAAAUGUUGGCUUAUA
Messenger RNA from Stegostoma tigrinum, 2996 nucleotides. RefSeq names its product UDP-glucuronosyltransferase 2A1-like. Gene Ontology annotation, molecular function: UDP-glycosyltransferase activity. Lineage: Eukaryota; Metazoa; Chordata; Chondrichthyes; Orectolobiformes; Stegostomatidae. The record is from RefSeq and is a predicted model, not a curated record. The transcript is spliced from 2 exons. Bases 186 to 1799 code for a protein of 537 amino acids.